Molecule: messenger RNA, 1620 nt
Organism: Fusarium redolens
Lineage: Eukaryota; Fungi; Ascomycota; Sordariomycetes; Hypocreales; Nectriaceae
Exons: 3
Coding region: 1-1620 (539 amino acids)
Source: RefSeq, a predicted model, not a curated record
AUGUCCGCCACGCAGCGCAAGUCAAAUGAGGCCAAAUUUCCUAAGAUCGUGGAACCGGACCCGGGGCCAUCAAGGACCAAUACUGGAUCUUCCGCUGCUAGCUAUCCGUUUCGUCCUGCCGCCAACCGUCAAAGAACGUACCCGCAACAAGCUGAAAGGGGACAGGAUGAGAACCAAGCCACUCUUCUUCGAUACACAAACCAUGAUCUUUCCCAGGAACAUCUCAGCACUCUGUCUGUUCGCGAGAAGCUCCGAAAGGGCAUCGCCAUGGGCUUUGCCAACAACCUAGCACAUACGAAUGCCACGCAAGAGGCACUUCAACAAGGCUCACAGGGACACCCUGGACCGCAACCUAUGGAUACCAUGACGAUCAGUGGAAUGAUGAAGAGAAUGGAUGUGUCUCAUCAUAUGAUGCCUGAACUCUCUCGUCUUCACUCCAAAGGAGUCGACGAUCGCAAGGGAGUGGAGAUGGUCAACCACGAACUGAUCAACGACGCGGCGGCUGGAGCCACUGGCCGAGCCGACUUUCUUAUGAAGAGGUCUCGGCAUAUCAGGGCCCGGGAGGUUCCGGUACGAGUAGCUAGUGAGCGUCUCCAUGUAAUUACUGGAUCUGCCAACAACAACCGCUAUGCUCCCUUCCCGAUACUCGAUCUUCCUUCCGAAUGCCUCAUGCGUGUUGAGCCCUUUCCUAACAAAAACGACUCGUCUCUAAUUGUUCCUCUAAAUUCGGCAGGAUUGAUGGCGUGGCUUGAAUGGGCAUGCCGCCGCUUCGGGUACUGGAAACUUGAACUCGACUCACUUCAUUUCAAGCAUGACAUGGUGAGGAACAAGAUGCUGAAGCGGAGUGUGAGCCUUGGUACAAACAGUCAAGUAUCGGCUGAGAUCGCAGAUACUUUGGAUGCUCUCAAGCUAGAUGUCCGAAAAGGCAGCAUCACUCUAUAUGAGGCAAACGUCACGUGCGGAAGUCCUCAACAGCAACAAAGAUGGACAUGGUUCAAGGUUGUCAAGCCACUUUUGGACAUCAAAGGCCCUGUGCCAGAGAAGUAUCACACGACCGAUGCUACCAUGGUGUUUGCUAUUCCCACGUCUAAGAUCAAGAAGAUCAAGGAGGAAUGGGACCCGCCCUUGACCGCUCCUCAAGCCAGAAGCCAAGGGCCGUCCGAGUCGGAUGCGUUUGCGCAACUUGGGGACUUCGGGCGACUUAACCUGGAAUCUUAUACCCAAGAGGCGACACGCCAACUGACACUCGAAUGGAGAUAUAGCCAGAAGGGUAUCCCAACCUUUGCAGUAACGCCCCAUCCAUGGUUCAUGAAGAAGUUCCCUCCAGACUUUCUCUGGAUUGAGGAUGCUCCCAACUACUCCAUUGACGAAUCCUGGUGGGAUCGCCUCGGCGAGCAAGCUAUCAGCGAUCGGGAUCACUGGCACUAUGUUCAAGCACUCAUGUCAGGCGACAUUUGCCUCGUCGAGGCCAAGUCCAAGAAAGGAGGUAAAUGGGUCAAAGUCGCACCUCAAGUACCUAAGGACAAUACUGGGCGAACCUCGAUACCCAAUCCGGGUGUUGGGGACCAUCGAUCCAAGACAGCUUAUGCAGCAUCUGGGUUGCGCAACGAGGUUCAGUAA